Messenger RNA from Pochonia chlamydosporia 170, 4581 nucleotides. Its product is annotated as TMEM1 family protein. NCBI's taxonomy places the organism in Eukaryota, Fungi, Ascomycota, Sordariomycetes, Hypocreales, Clavicipitaceae. The coding region runs from base 1 to 4581 and encodes 1526 amino acids. The record is from RefSeq and is a predicted model, not a curated record. Gene Ontology annotation, cellular component: TRAPPII protein complex. Gene Ontology annotation, biological process: intra-Golgi vesicle-mediated transport; early endosome to Golgi transport. The transcript has 3 exons.
AUGGAACAGCAGUCAUCGACAUCGAAAGUGACAGUCCAGUACUUUGAUCCUCACGAUGUGUACAAGCUGCUCGCCCCUGGUCUAGUUCCUCGAUUACCAUUGCAUCAUCUUCACUGGCAGUCGCAUGCUGGACCUCUCCGAUCCAUCGACACCUUGCAUGUGGACUUGGUGCCAGGAGAUGCCACACCGUCGGCCGAACCCGCAGCUUCCAAUUCAAGGCGGUCAACCAUUGUCUCGCGUGACGAUGGCUUCCAGACCCAACAAGUAGGUGGUCAACCUGCUUCGACCGAAAACGAUGAUAAGCAGACUGCUGUGACCAAGACGUCUUCGUCCGGCCAGCGGCGCCAUCAGAUUCCCGGCUUGCGCAGCACUCCCUAUCUCAAGGUGCUCCUCGUGCGGUGCGACGACAACGAUUCCUACAAGGCCACCGUAAGAACAGAGAUUCGAGAAUGGAUCAAGGAACACACGCCGCCGUCGAGCUCAUCAAAAAAGGCUAGCAACCAGGAGAAGCACGAUGCUUUUGAGUGGCUCAUACUGCAUGUCGUCAUCCCAAACACGACGGCUGCCACCCAACCCCGAAGCAGCGGUAGCAAGGGUGAAAGCGGUUCCGCAGAUAAGACGUCCACCGCAUCCCGAUGGAGAACAGGGUCUACGCCGUUGAUGGAAAAGCUCCGAUCGGAUUUCAACUCGUCCAGCAAAGGGACCCCGGACCGCGUUGCCCAGAUCCGCAUUGGCAUCAACGAUGUUCCAUACGACCUAUUGCCGAGGGUGGUCCCCGCUGUGCCGUCUGGCUACUCGGAGACAGAGCAAGAUGCUGCGAAUGCAUGGAACGAGUUGAUGGGAAAAUUCAAGACCUUGAUUCUCAGCUCUUUUGACAUGAGAGUGACUCAGUAUGAGGAAGAUAUCAAAGAAAGGGACGGACAAAGAAGUCUACCGGGCUGGAAUUUCUGUACAUUCUUCAUCCUGAAAGAAGGAUUGGCAAGAGGCUUUGAGAAUGUCGGUCUUGUCGAGGACGCUCUCGUCGGCUAUGACGAGCUCAGCGUUGGGCUUGACACUGUCCUUCGUGAACAAGCCGAGAGCGGAGCGCCAGAGAAACAUGGAGGUGCCUUGCUGACAUAUACGGAGGAACUACAAAAGACAGCCAGACAAGCUCUGGUGGAUCUUUCUGGUGAUGGCGGCGACGAUGAGGCGGAAGAUCUGCAAAAGCAAGAAACAGCCAGCACGGACGUCCAAGACAUCCCUAUCAGCUCGUCGAAAAAAGCCUACCGGGAUAUGAUUCUAGCGAAUAAGGUAUCGGUGUUUGACUUUAGAUGCUACAUCUUCUCUAGACAGCUGUCAUUGCUCCUGCGCUUGGGAAACGCGUCGGCUACGAGAGAAGAGCUGUUGGCAAAGUUGAAGGACCAGCAUGAUUCUAUUCUCCACGGCGUAGCGCCCCUUUUACCGCCCAUGAAUAAUGAUGACGGGCUGGAGAACUUGGCCAUGCUCUCCGAAGUGUGCCGACGGACGUUGGAAUUCAUUCCGUCUAUUUCUCAAGUCAUGCGCCAGGAUAUCACCGCCUCAUUGCUGAACAAUGCCAAUUCUAAUACCGGAGGGGACACGCAGCUAACAGCCUUGGAUCCGUUGCUGCUAGAAACGAUAGACAACAUGAUUGCAUCGUUCGCAUUUACAGUUGCGCAACAAAUUUUGACACAAACGUCGACGAAAGCAUUGCCCAUCCUGCCAACAAUUUUGGCUAUGGAUGACGGAUCGGAGCAAAAGUCGUCUAUUCCAGAGCCAAAGACCAUGCUACACCCCGCUAGAUCUUCCUCGUUGCAUGUGCAGACCUCUCCUAGACCACCGCCUAGUCCUGGAUUCCCUGGUCCGAAUAGGCAGUCAAGCUUUGCCGAGUCUGAAUCCCAAAACUCAUCCUUCAACAAACUGGGGUUGGAAGAGUUGGCGGCUCGACGGGCAGAGUUAUACAUGCUGUCAAGAAGCAUAUUGGAGGGACUGGGAAACAAACGAAGUUGGUCUAAUGGAUGGGAUGAGGCACCGGUGGUCGGCGAACCAGGCUUGGACGGCUUGGAAGAUAUUAACCUAGAUGACGAUGACGAUACCAAGCCCAGAGAAACGCCUGGUGACAAGGCUGCUGCACCAUCAAGUGCGGGAAUUGACAAUAUCGUCCUACGAACCGCUAGCGAUAACACAGACGACUUUUACCGCCUACAUGAAAUUCUGACCCGCAGAGCCAUGCAGGACUAUUCAGUUGCCAACCACGACCAUGCCGUUCAGUCUUGUACAGCCGACUUGGCUGUUCUCAAGGUUCACAUGAAGGAAUACAAGGCUGCUACGAGAGACUUUGAGCGAGCAACACCAUUUUUUGGGCGCAACGGCUGGAGCCUCUUGGAACUAUCCCUGCUAAUCAUGUAUUGCCGUUGUCUGAGUGAGCUGAGAUCAAACGAUCGCUUUGUCGAUGUUGCGUUGACCUUGCUAAUUAAGUCCUGUGCGGCUGAAAGGGAGAGGAGGGAGCAACGGCCAGUGUUGGGGAAAGUGCAAAAACCUAAUGUCCACAAUGACUCUCCUGUUAGGGAAGUUGCGGCCAAGCUCUUCGCUCUAGCAUCGGAGCCUUCAUCCCCGGUCAAGGUUACAUUGGCAAGCUUUGUCAUGGAUGUUUCAUUAGAGGGAACACCGGUGUACCACGAUGGCAAGGACGGGUGCUCGUUGAACAUUUCACUCAGAAGCCUCUUGCCGGAAAAAUUACCGGUGGAUUCAGCGAAAUUGAGACUAACAUGUAUUGACGGCGGGCCUUGCAGAGAUAUCAACUUGGAAACCAAAGGAGAUGUCAUUCUUACUCCGGGUAGGAACACCAUCUCUGUUGAGUGUAACUCCGUCGUUCCGGGAAGAUAUCGAGUGAGCCGGCUGGCUCUGGUGUCGGGCCAACUGUUCCUGCACCAUGAGCAAGACGCCAACACGUUGUCCCCUCGAAGCAGCAAUAUUUUCCGGGAUCCCGAUGUUACCUUAUUCCAACGUACCAGUGCUUUGGACGCGCAGCUCACAGCCAGCAAGCACAUCAGUCUUGGCAGAAACAAUGCACUUGAUCUUGUCGUCAGCUCCGGGUGGAACACAUUGAAGAGCUGCGAUGUGAAAAUCCGACCAACAACGGGUGGUCUUCGUCUAUUAACAACGGAGGCCAAGUUGGUAGACGAGUCUAUAAAGUUCGCGAAACCUCCAGAAGCCGGUGCCGUUUUCUUCGGACCGAUGGACGCAGGCUCAUCCAUUACCGUGCGAUUCCCAUACUCUAUCGAACAAGACCUGGGCGAUGUGUCGGUAAGGGUAGAGGCGACAUAUGAGACAACAUCCGGCGGAUCAUAUUAUCUGGCAAAGUCCAUCAUGGUGCCAGUGUCACUUGCUGUGGGGGUGAAUGUACAAGAUGUGUUCAAGCAAAAGGAGUUGUUCUCACGGUUCAACGUCGAAACAGCAUCAUCCAGCCCUGUGCGACUAUUCAAGAGCGAGCUUGUGGAGUCGGAGCUGUUUGAGACCUCUUUUGGCAUCCCGCCAGCGAGCAGCGUCAUGGUUUUCCCAAAGCAGCACGCUACACUACUGUAUAAAGUCAAACGGAAGGAGGGGGCGAAAGUGGGUGCGCGAGCCGGCAGGACACUGCAGCUCAAGUUAUACUACAGCGUGCUACAGACGGAAAUAGAGGAGCUGAUACAGUCGUCAGUGCUAGAGGGCCUCAAGGGUACACCGCUCGAGUUGUACUCCAUGGUCACGGUGGCACGUGUGCUGGAAGAAACAAGAAACGGGCUACAGGCGCACGACCUAGAACGAGCAGCACUGGUUGGCCAAGUCACGACUUCGUAUCUCGAAAACGUCCCGUGGGCACAUUACCUGCGCGGGCUCGGCUCCAUACCCGGCACGACGGACGACGCAACAGCAAGAUUGGCCGAGUUCCUCGACGACUGGCAGAAGAAGCACGCUCGCAUGACCAUACCAACACGCACCCCAUUGGAGCCAUCGUCGCUCACCAUCCCAGUUGAGAUCCCGUCCCUCUCCGUCGUACACACGGCCGACAUGCGCAUCGACCACUCCCUCCUCGACCACCUGGCUGGUUCUCCCUCGGCCGGCCCUCCCGCCGCCUCCGUGAACCAGGUGCUCCCCACGACGCUUCAUCUCAAAUGGACACGCAUCUGGGACACAGACGCCGUGGCCCGCGAAGACGAAGAGUUCAGCUAUGAAGUCACGGCCCCCAGCGACGCUUGGUUGAUUGGCGGUCGUCGAAAGGGCCACUUUGUGAUACCAGGCGGCAAGACACCCAGCGCCAUGUCCUCAACCGCAGAGACGGAAGCCGAAAUCCCGCUUGUCCUCAUCCCCCAGCGGGAGGGAUACCUGCCAUACCCAGCCGUGGAAAUUAAGGAAGUCCCAUCAACAGACGGCCGAGUCCCACCCCCAUGUGAAGUCGACUUCAGAAACUUAGGAGAAACGGUGAGAGUCGUCAGCGAGCGCAAGAGCGUAACAGUCAGCCUAGACGCCAGUGGUCCAGGCGGCGGACCACUGGUCUUUGAGACGGAAGGAUUGCAUAGACAAAAGGGCAGGAUAGUAGCGUAA